GCAGCCUUCAGACCAACACCAUCACUGGUGGACCAUUUUCAAUUACACGCCACUGGGAUAACUAGCAUGUUGGUCUCAACCGUCCUUCUAAUCUUAUGGAUUUCUACUGUGGGGGGACAAGUGAGACAUUGUGAUUUUCCAAAAAUAAACCAUGGAAUUUUAUAUGAAGAAAAGAAAUACAAGCCAUUUUUCCCACUUCCUAUUGGGAAUUUUUUCUAUUAUUCCUGUGAAUAUAAUUUUAUGUCUCCUUCAAAAUCCUUUUGGACUCGCAUAACAUGCACAGAGGGAGGAUGGUCACCGACACCAAAGUGUCUCAGACUGUGUUUCUUUCCUUUUGUGGAAAACGGUCGUUCUACAUCUUCAGGACAAACACACCUGGAAGGCGACAGUGUUCAAAUUUCCUGUGAUAAAGGCUACAGCCUCCCAAAUAAUCAGAGCAUCAUUGCAUGUGCAGAAGGUGGCUGGUCCUCCCCUCCUGAAUGCAUAUCCACCAAAAAAUGUUUAAAAACUGAUAUUGUAGUUGGCAAUGGGUUUUUGUCUGAAUCAGAAUAUGCUUAUCCCAUAAAUAGAGAAACACAAUAUAAAUGUAAACCAGGAUAUGCAACAGCAGAUGGAAAAACGUCAGGGACAGUUCAGUGUUUGCAAGGUGGAUGGUCAAUUCAACCAAUUUGUGUUAAGUCCUGUGAUAGGCCGGUAUUCGUGAAUGCCAGAAGCAAAGGUAAGGACACGUGGUUUAAGCUCAACGACAGGCUGGACUACGAAUGCCACGAGGGCUAUGAGAACCAGGAUGGACGCACCACAGGUUCCACAGUGUGUGGUGAAGACGGCUGGUCCCAUUUGCCCACAUGCCAUGAAACAGAAUGUCAUCUUCCAUUUUUGGAAGCAAAUGUAGAUGCUCAUCCAAAACAAGAAAAAUACAAAGUUGGAGACGUGUUGAAAUUCUCCUGCAGACAAAGACUUAGAAGAGUUGGGCCAGAUUCAGUUCAAUGUUACCAAUUUGGGUGGUCACCUAAUUUUCCAACAUGCAAAGGGCAAGUACAGUCCUGUGGUCAACCUCCUCAACUCCCCAAUGGGAAAAUCAAGGGCAUAAAACAAGAAAAGUAUGAACACGGUGAAAUGGUGGAAUAUAAUUGCAAUCCUAAUUUUCUAAUGAAGGGACCUAAGAAAAUACAAUGUAUGGAUGGAGAAUGGACAACUUUGCCCACCUGUGUUGAACCAGGGAAAACAUGUGGAUUUAUACCUGAACUUGAGAAUGGCUUUGGCCAGCCCUCUGUCCCUCCCUAUCGACAUGGAGUUUCAGUGGUGUUGAAUUGCAGAAAUACAUAUACAGUGAUUGGAAAUAAUACAAUUACUUGUAUUGGUGGAAUGUGGACUGAGCUUCCUAAGUGUGUUGCAACAAACCAACUUAAGAGGUGUGAAAAACCAAGGCUUUAUGCAAGAGGACUGUUAAGUUCAUAUAGGCAUGAAUUUAAUCAUAAUGCCAAAAUAAAUUACAAAUGUACUGGGAAGGAUACAUACGUACAAACAGUCUGCAUCAACGGGAAAUGGGACCCUGAACCAGACUGCAUAGGAAAAAAGAAACAACUCUGCCCACCUCCACCUCAGAUACCUAAUGCUCAUAAUAUGCUAACCACAGUGAAUUAUCAGGAAGGAGAGAAGGUAGCUGUUCUCUGUAAAGAAAACUAUGUACUUCAUGAAGCAAAAGAACUUGUGUGUAAAAGUGGACUAUGGCAGUCAUUACCACGCUGUACCGAGUCCACACAAUACUGUGGGUCCCCUCCACCUAUUAACAAUGGAGACAUCACCUCCUUCUCCUUAUCAGUAUACCCUCCAGGAUCGACAGUUGAGUACCGUUGCCAGUCUUUCUAUGAGCUUCGGGGCUCCCCGAAUGUGACGUGCAGAAACGGACAGUGGUCAGAACCACCCAUGUGCAUAGAUGCAUGUGUCAUAUCUGAAGAUAACAUGAACAAAAAUAACAUACAGUUAAAAUGGAGAAAAACCCAAAAAAUAUAUGCAAGGACAGGCGAUGUUGUUGAAUUUGAAUGUAAACAGCCACAUAAAGCAAGAACAUCUAUACAAUCAUUUCGAGCUCUCUGUCAGGAAGGGAAAUUUCAAUAUCCUACGUGUGAAUGAAACAAGCACAGCUUCCCUGGAUGUACUCUUAAAAGUAAUCUUACAGGAGAACGAAACAGAUGAUAAACCACCUCUUCAACUUCUGCUUUGAAUAUGCACAAGUAAAAUUCUAAGAGAUAACAACUAUAAACUCUGAACAAAAGCCAAACUAACCCCCAACCCAAACCAGAAAACCAAAUACAUGGAUGCACAGCAGAAUGGAAAAUAGCAGAUGGUGGAUGGGAGGAUUCAGCUGAAAGAAGGUAACGGAGCUAGUUCUCUCAGGCAGCAACCCAUUUUUACAGGUUACUGCCUGAGAGAGGUCUGCAAUCAACACUUUUGCAAUGGAGUUAAACCUUGGACGAAAAGAAAAAGCCCACAGCAUUCUAGCCAGAGGUACCAGUGAAGCGGGUGUGGGGCAGUCACAUCCACUGAGAAAGGAGGCGGACGGGUAGAUCAGACUAGUGAGAGCAAAAAGAGGGCCCCAAAUUUUGUGUGUAAAUUCUACAUAAAUCUCCAAAUGACUCUUGAAUAUCUAUGUAUUGGGCAAAUUCAAAGUAACUCAGAUAAGAAUAAAAAAUAAUUGAAAUAAGAUUUGAGCUGCCACCCCAAAAUCAGUGUUCAGCUUGAGCCAACCAAGUUGUUAAAAAAAAUUUUUUUGGAGGACUAGAUGAGAAUCCAGAGUCUCCACAAUAUAACAUUCAACAUGUCUAGGAUACAAGACAAAAUUAUGUGAUAUACAAAUAGUCAGAAGAAUGUGGUCCAGACACACUCACGGAGGUUGCUGAAGAGCAAACACCUGCACGCUGAGAGCGAGGCUACAAAUCAGGAUGGAUUUUCACUCGAAAGCUGCCUGGGUGUGAGGGAAGCAGAUCACUGCUGCCUGUCCUAGUAGGUCAGCACUUAUUUUAGAGCAGAUAGGAACAUACACGGAAUUGAAUGGUCUUGUAGGAAAGUGGCCAUGGAACCCAGAUAGCCUCAGAGAGAAAGUAACAGAAGGAAGACACUGAGUAGCUUUACGUCUUUGAUAACACUGUUAAGGUGAAUAUAAAUGUUACUGGACUAUUCUUUGAAUGUACCACAGAAAAGAUCAAUCAAAAUUA
Messenger RNA from Balaenoptera musculus (blue whale), 3215 nucleotides. RefSeq names its product complement factor H-related protein 5-like. The transcript has 13 exons. The record is from RefSeq and is a predicted model, not a curated record. NCBI's taxonomy places the organism in Eukaryota, Metazoa, Chordata, Mammalia, Artiodactyla, Balaenopteridae. The coding region runs from base 67 to 2133 and encodes 688 amino acids.